Molecule: messenger RNA, 1089 nt
Organism: Fusarium fujikuroi IMI 58289
Lineage: Eukaryota; Fungi; Ascomycota; Sordariomycetes; Hypocreales; Nectriaceae
Exons: 3
Coding region: 1-1089 (362 amino acids)
Molecular function (GO): hydrolase activity, hydrolyzing O-glycosyl compounds
Source: RefSeq, a predicted model, not a curated record
AUGAAAGGUCCCUGUACUACAGUGUGUCUAGCCCUGGCUUCCUUUGGUCGCUUGGCCGUUGCCAAGUCUGGUUCUUGGUCUGGCACCAACAACUACUUCCUACAAGGCAUGUCAGACUCCGCUCAGGACGCGUACAUCCAGACCUUGUCCUCCUACAACACCAAAGUUGUCAGGCUUUGGGUCAAUCAAGCUAGCAAGGGCUGCCAGAAAGGGAGCCAGAUUGUCAGGGAUAUCCCACAGUUGGAGACUACUAUCGGGCAGUACAACAAGGUCACUUUGGAUGAGGUUGAUAAGCUUCUGGUGAAGUUGUCGGAUAAGAAUAUCAAGGCUAUCAUCUCGCCCCAUGACGCCAACUCCCUGAUUGGAGAUUACAGAAAGGACGCCUAUUGGGCUCGUUGGGGCGCCGGGUAUUUCUAUGAGAGGCAAGAUGCCUUUGAUGCAUACGACGCUCGCCUGUCGUACAUUCUCAACUACAAAGGCGCAUACUCCGGCAAAGUCUGGAAGAAUUGGCCUCACGCUAUCUUCAGCUUCAACCUUCAAAAUGAACCCAUGACUCCUGGACCUAGCAACUGCAAGAACGGUGAUCCUUCAGGCUGGGCGUGCGGCCGUGCUACCUUCAUGCGCAACGCAGGAUUGGACAGCCAUAUCCUGAUUUCCACUGGUGGCCUGGGUGGUGACUUUUCCCACGGCUGCACCUUUCUCCCCGCCGUGACCCAGUGCAAGGCAAUCGAUGCCAUUUCCGUCCACCGCUACGCGAGCGUCCCUGGCAAGUGGAGCGCCAACUUACCCAGCUGGCUGAGCCAGGCCAACGGGAAGAAGGUCUUCCUCGAGGAAUGGGGAGUUGAUUCGCAAAAGUAUGAUCAGAAAUCGUCAUUCGUCUCGGAAGUGAAUGAUAUGAAUUCUGCUGGUCUGCCGAACCUGUACUGGCAACUUCUUCCGCCGACAUCUGGAGGCUGUAGCUACAACCCCAAGGAUGAUGCUGGUGAUCCUUUUGGCAUCUAUACCAACUCUGGGGUUAACUUGGCGGGUCCCAUCAAUGGGGCUACCUCAUCCGGGGCUGCGCAAGACUGGACUGGCAGUCUUUACUAA